CGGACAGAGGACGUGAUAGUCGGAUCGCGAAGAAAGGCGGACAGGAGGGGAGGGGGGACCCGGUUCUGAACCAACAUGGCCCGAGCUUUGCGGAGGCUCAUUCAUUUGCUGCUCUUCUGCCCUCUAUCGAAAGGCCUGCAGGUGAAGUACCUACUCUUGGUUUGGUUGGGCGUUCUGGUGGCCAGUUGGGUGCUCUACAUGCAGUACGCUUCCUACUCGGAGUUGUGCCGUGGACACGUCUGCCAGGCCGUCAUCUGUGACCACUACAGCAGAGGCGUCAUCUCCGGGUCAUCCUGCAAGGCUCUGUGUGAGCAGAAAACGCUGACGCUUGGCCACUGCAUGUCCACCUCCUCAAAAAAUCAGGUGUACGCUGGCCAUUGGAAGGAGAGGCCGGUGGUGAUCAAGUGCGGUAUCGAGGAGUCCGACGGCGGUCCCGAUUCAGCGACCCGUCCGAAGAGGAGCCUGUUCGAUAAACCCACACGUGGAACCUCCAUGGAUGAGUUUAAGGAGAUGUUGCACCACUUCCUCAAGGAAAAUUUCGGGGAGCAGCCAUCCUUGAGCUCCCUGGUGGACAGAAUCAUUUCACUGGCGGACAUCAACCAGGAUGGCAAACUGUCUCUGGCGGAAGCCAAGUCCAUCUGGGCCCUCCUCCGUGUCAACGAGUUCCUCCUGAUGGUGGCCCUCCAGGAGAAGGAGCAUACCCCAAAACUGCUGGGCUUCUGCGGGGACCUCUAUGUGACUGAGCCACUGGGUCACACCUCCCUCUACAAGGUGGAUGUGCCGCCCUACCUGCAGGCUCUGGUGCCGGGGGCUCUGGUAUCCGGGCUGAACCACUGGCUGGCCCCGGCCUGGCCCCGACGGGCGCGCAUCACUAUCGGCCUGUUGGAAUUUGUGGAGGAGGUCUUCCACGGGCCCUACGGCAGCUUCCUGAUCUGUGACGCCAGCCCGCGUCACGUGGGCUACAACGCCAAGUACGACUGCAAGAUUGCCGACUUGCGCGCCGUGGCCUCUGAGGCGGCGGUGCGGGCCCACCUGAAGGGACGGCGUUGCGAAACCAACGCCGACUGCACCUACGGCCGCGACUGCACGGCCACCUGCGACCGGCUGGCAAAGCGUUGCAACGCCGAGGUGGUCCAGCCCAACCUGGCCAAGGUAUGCGCCCUGCUCCAGGAUUUCCUGCUUUACGGGGCGCCGCCUGAACUGCAGGGGGACCUGGAGCGCCAGCUGCGCACCUGCGUCACCCUGACCGGGCUGGCAAGCCAGAUGGAGGUGCACCAUUCGCUGGUCCUCAACAACCUUAAGACCCUGCUGUGGAAGAAAAUCUCCAACACCCAGUACUCCUGAACAACAAACAGGUUUGCUUGCAAUUUGGCAAUUUGGGAUCGUAGUAAACCAAGACUUGAUCCUUGUAUCAUCACGGAAGACUAAAGUAACCUGUAAAUAGUGUCCAAAGGGAAAGCAUCGCAAAACAAAAUGGACAAAUGCAACUCGCUCACUACCAGUUUAGUAUUGUGGAACCUCUAAAUCGUUCCAAACUGUUGGUGUGUCAAAGCACGUAUUGUAUAUGAGAAACAUCUCCUAGCAUAACAGCACACAAAAUUGACAAUACUGAAGAUAUGAUAUGAUUGUCGCAAUUUACAGUUUAGCUCAACACAAAGCUAUUAUUCAGUUGUAUGAAUGGCUACACAGUUAACACACUUGAUUGUUUUACUAUGUUUUAACCCUAACUCACUUAUGAGACAAUGAAUGGAAAAAUGAGCUUUUACAUUGUCAUAUUAACAGUCUUUUUUAUACUAAAUUAUAAUAUUAAAAUAAUAAUAAAAUACUAAUAUUAAAAUGACAUGUCUAUUCAGAUUAAUAUUUUAUAAUAUAAUAAUAUAAUAAGUAUUACCUUUGGAGAAGAUGUUGCUCAAGCGGACAUUGAAUAUUUAGAGGUUCCACUGCAAAAUGAAAAAUACAUUGAAGCGUGAGCGGAGUUGGUGACAAUCAGCUGUGAUUAAAAACUUGACUUGAUACUUUUCAGUGUUUAAUUUUAAUUCCUCUGAGGGCCAACAAACAAACGUUAUCCAUGUCUGUAUCACUGCAUUCAUUUUUAAAAAAGUGAAAUGAUCAAAAUAUGCUGGAAAUUGAUUUUGGGAUCCGGAAGACUGCCCACACUGUCAAUAUUUCUUUAACGAGACUUUGUUGAUACAGAUACUUUUGCAGUUUAAUUAGCUGUGUUACUUCUGGAUUGAUUUGAUGAUGUUGCAAUUACCUUUGUCUUUUUCCUGGUAUCAAUUGGAGCAUUCCACACGGAGUGCAAUACAGGCAAAGCUGAUAUAUUUGCUGUAUUGGUACUCCGUAAAGGACCACAUGAUGGAGUUGACGUAGGAGAUUUCAAAAUGAUUAUUGAACGCUUUAAGAGAAAAUAAGUUGACGUCGUAGCAUCUGCGAAGAUAAAAGACAAAGUGUGGCAAAAAAAAUGACAUACGUAAAAGUGUGUUUGAAUGUGUGGCUCGGUUCCAAACCCAAAGUCCAAUGAAGGAUGACGUUGAGCAAUCGUGAGUCACUUUUUUAUAUGCUUUGUGCCCCAUAAAAUGCACACACAAAGGCAUUGGAGCCCAAGUUGCGUCUCAAUGGGCAGAGUAAUAAUAUAAAUUGCUGUGUACUUACUGUCUUCUCUGCGGGGCCCGCAACACUGUCAACACAACAAAACAUAUGGUUUGUCUUUUAAUUGUUUGUAUGAAAAAUGGUUUAAUUUCACAUUUGUUUUACUUUUAUUAAGGGUAAAAAGUAAUUUACAAUGUUGCUGUCAUUAAAGGUCAAUUAUAUAUAUUA
Messenger RNA from Syngnathus typhle (broad-nosed pipefish), 2817 nucleotides. It is a transcript of the gene dipk1b, whose product is annotated as divergent protein kinase domain 1B. NCBI's taxonomy places the organism in Eukaryota, Metazoa, Chordata, Actinopteri, Syngnathiformes, Syngnathidae. The coding region runs from base 76 to 1344 and encodes 422 amino acids. The transcript has 5 exons. The record is from RefSeq and is a predicted model, not a curated record.